AUGGUAAUCGACCUGGAUGAGACUUUGAUCCAUUCUGUCCUUGAUGGAAUGUCGCGCCAGACAACGGGUUCAGCCUCUCCUCCUGAUUUUGUGCUCAAGAUGGACGUUGACCAUCACCCUGUUCGCUUUUCAGUGCAUAAGCGGCCGCACGUUGACUACUUUCUAAAUAUUGUAAGUCGUUUAUCCUCAUGUCCGGUGUGCUGGAUACGCCUGACUACUCAUAGCUUCACAAAAAUCGCACGUCUGUUAAUGUACCGAAACUACAGACUACCGUCACAUACUUUAGUAAACCUGUUGCUCAAUUGUCUGUCGUAG
Molecule: messenger RNA, 315 nt
Organism: Hydatigera taeniaeformis
Lineage: Eukaryota; Metazoa; Platyhelminthes; Cestoda; Cyclophyllidea; Taeniidae
Source: the annotation of a GenBank genome assembly